Molecule: messenger RNA, 534 nt
Organism: Brassica oleracea var. oleracea
Lineage: Eukaryota; Viridiplantae; Streptophyta; Magnoliopsida; Brassicales; Brassicaceae
Exons: 1
Coding region: 1-534 (177 amino acids)
Source: RefSeq, a predicted model, not a curated record
AUGUUGAGAGGAAUGUUUGAACUAUCAGAUUAUCCUGCCUUAAAUCUCGCUGGAGAUAAUUACCUAGAAUGGAUAAAGAACACUCGUGUUGCCCUAAGUUCCAGAGGACUUGGAAAUUGUCUCAAUGAGUAUCUUAAUAUUGGUAUCCUUGAAAGUGAAAUGCAUAGAGCUAUAACGAUUAUUCGUUAUCAUCUCGCUGAGGAGCUAAGAGACCUAUACCUCCAUGUUGAGGACCCUUGUGCCCUUUGGCUACAGUUAGGGCAAAGGUUCAAACCAGUAUUACUGCAAAAGGCUAACGAUCAAUGGGAAACUAUCAGAUUCACGGAUUUUAAAUCCGUGGAUGAGUAUAACUCUGCCCUGAUGGAUAUAGUUGAUGGUCUUAUACUAUGUGAUGAAAUAAUAACAAAUGAGGACUUAAUAUAUAAGACCUACUCCACCUUCCAUCCAGAGGAUGUGCAGCUGAUUAACAAGGCUAAGAAAUUCACCAUCUAUGAGGAUCUCUUGUCAUAUCUUUUGGCUUCCGAUGUUCUAUGA